Messenger RNA from Acanthochromis polyacanthus (spiny chromis), 1140 nucleotides. Its product is annotated as matrilin-3-like. The record is from RefSeq and is a predicted model, not a curated record. Bases 1 to 1140 code for a protein of 379 amino acids. Lineage: Eukaryota; Metazoa; Chordata; Actinopteri; Pomacentridae. The transcript is spliced from 4 exons.
AUGGCUUCAUUAAUGUGGGUAGUGGUCUGCCUCGCUACCAUCCUGUCUGUGGGAACUUUGGCACAGCCUCGGUCCCAGCGCCGGCAGAUCCUCUCAGCCGGUCCUCCUGUCUCCCGACUGUCCCCGCAGGUCCAUCCAAGAAGCCGCGAGCCCUUCGAAGAUAUCGCAUCUUUUGAACAAACCUCUGAUGAAGUGCCGAGUGCCGAAACUUUUCAGGAUUUCCAACUGGAUGAUUAUACAGUCCCGGACUUCCAGCCGCGGCGGGGCGUCCGAGCAGGUGCCCACAACCACCUGCCGCCAGAGGGACGGAGAGCUGGAGCUGGUGGCACUGAUUCCAGGUUUCAUGGCUACCAGACCUCCGACCAGCAGCUGCUGACCCCGCUGAGGCGCAGAGACUCUCCUGCAUCCAGCAGAACCAGUGCAGAACCAAAUUCUAACUGCAGAAAUCGGCCCAUAGACCUGGUCUUCAUCAUAGACAGCUCACGUAGUGUGCGCCCCGCUGAGUUUGCAAAGGCCAAGGAGUUUCUGCAGGACAUGGUGGACACCAUAGAUAUUGGCUCUGAUGCCACCCGAGUCGGCCUCGUCAAUUAUGCCAGCACAGUGCAGAUUGAGUUUCUGCUAAAGAAGUAUUUUGACAAAUCCUCCCUGAAGCAGGCAGUGGCCCGUGUUGAGCCCCUUGCUUCAGGCACCAUGACAGGCAUGGCCAUCAAGACCGCGAUGGAGAAAGCUUUCACUGAGGAGGCAGGAGCUCGAACUGGCUUCAAGAGCAUCGCCAAAGUGGCCAUCAUAGUGACAGACGGGAGGCCCCAGGACAAGGUGGAGGAAGUGUCAGCAGCAGCACGAGCAUCAGGAAUCGAGAUCUACGCAGUGGGAGUAGACAGAGCUGAUAUGGCGUCCCUCCGGCUCAUGGCCAGCCCUCCACAUGAUGACCAUGUCUUCUAUGUGGAGACCUAUGGCGUCAUAGAGAAGCUCACUUCCAAAUUUAGGGAAACUUUGUGUGAGGAAAUGAGAGGUGAAAUAACCCAAGAUGCCUGCAUGUGUGAAGCUCAGAUUUUGUUCCAGAAAAAAGUGCAGUCAACUAUUCAGGAUCUGAACAGAAAACAUAUCCUUUUCCUGACCCUAAAAGGCUCCACAAACUGA